Molecule: messenger RNA, 249 nt
Organism: Haemonchus placei
Lineage: Eukaryota; Metazoa; Nematoda; Chromadorea; Rhabditida; Trichostrongylidae
Source: the annotation of a GenBank genome assembly
CUGUCAGAGAAACAACGUCAAGAAAACAAUCUGACAAUCGUCUCGGUUGUCACUUGUGCCAUAGAAAUUGCAUACUACUUGUAUAUCUUAUAUGCAUUCCCUAUUCAAGCUCAUGUGAAUACCAGGGUAUUCUUUCUACUGUACAAUGUAUUCAAUGACAUCUACGCCGGAGCAUCAGCAUGGCUCAUUCUUUCGUUCUCAACGACUCUGCAGCAGCAUCUUCGCAACCAACUAAGGUACUUUAUCUAA